This is a messenger RNA of Perognathus longimembris pacificus (Pacific pocket mouse), 2516 nucleotides long. RefSeq names its product TATA-box binding protein associated factor 8 (gene Taf8). Gene Ontology annotation, biological process: transcription initiation at RNA polymerase II promoter. The record is from RefSeq and is a predicted model, not a curated record. NCBI's taxonomy places the organism in Eukaryota, Metazoa, Chordata, Mammalia, Rodentia, Heteromyidae. The transcript is spliced from 9 exons. Gene Ontology annotation, cellular component: transcription factor TFIID complex. Gene Ontology annotation, molecular function: protein heterodimerization activity. The coding region runs from base 311 to 1237 and encodes 308 amino acids.
CUUCGGGAGCCUGCGCCGCCUCAAAAGAGGUUUACACCCGAGAAGCCCACGGCGCCUUUUCCAGGCUCGCAAGCCAAAAACCACUUGGCUGACAAAAGGUCACGUGAGCGGAGGGACUUCGGAGGUCCAGUCAUCCACGCCCCUGGGCUUCGGAAACGCUGUGGGGACCGUGCGCCCCGCCCACCGCCACGGCCCCGCCCUCCCCCGGCAAACCACGCCCCCGAGCGCCCCGCUCGCCUUGGCCGUGGCUCCGCCCCUCGACUACAAGUCCCAUCUGCCCCCGUGCUCGCUCACAUCACGCCAGGGGAAGAUGGCCGACACGGCGGCCGGGGCCAGUGGCUCCGGAACGAGAUCAGGAAGUAAACAGUCCACCAACCCUGCAGAUAACUACCACCUGGCUCGGAGAAGAACCUUGCAAGUGGUUGUGAGCUCCCUGCUGACAGAGGCUGGGUUUGAAAGUGCAGAGAAAGCAUCUGUGGAAACCUUGACAGAAAUGCUGCAGAGCUAUAUCUCAGAAAUUGGGAGGAGCGCCAAGUCUUACUGUGAACACACUGCCAGGACCCAGCCUACACUGUCAGAUAUCGUGGUCACACUGGUUGAGAUGGGCUUCAAUGUAGACACCCUCCCUGCUUAUGCAAAGCGCUCUCAGAGGAUGGUCAUCACUGCCCCUCCAGUGACUAAUCAGCCGGUGACUCCCAAAGCCCUCACAGCAGGGCAGAACCGCCCCCACCCACCGCACAUCCCAAGCCACUUUCCUGAGUUUCCUGACCCCCAUACCUACAUCAAAACCCCGACCUACCGUGAGCCUGUGUCCGACUACCAGGUCCUGCGGGAGAAGGCUGCGUCUCAGAGGCGAGAUGUGGAGCGGGCGCUCACCCGCUUCAUGGCCAAGACAGGCGAGACCCAGAGCCUUUUCAGGGAUGACGUCAGCACCUUCCCGUUGAUCGCAGCCAGGCCUUUCACCAUCCCCUACCUGACGGCCCUCCUCCCCUCUGAGCUGGAGAUGCAGCAGAUGGAAGAGACCGACUCCUCCGAGCAGGAUGAGCAGACGGACACGGAGAACCUGGCUCUUCACGUCAACACGGAUGAUUCCGGAGCUGAGAAGGAGAACACUUCUGUCCUGCAGCAGAACUCCUCCCUGUCAGGCGGCCGGAACGGGGAGGAGAGCAUCAUUGAUAACCCCUAUCUGCGGCCCGUGAAGAAGCCCAAGAUCCGCCGGAAGAAGUCCCUGUCCUGAGCUGCAAAAGAAGCUGGCCUGUGAGGGCAGCGGACGCCACCCUGGUGGGAGAGGGGAGAAGAGAGGGAGACCUCCGCAUGUGGAGCCGGGGCCGCAGGGUGCGCUCCAGCGGGAUUUUAUAGCAAGCCUCCUGUCGCCAUGAACUGUUGGGGGAGUGGAGCUGAGGCGCUAGAGCGCCAGCCUGGAGUGAAAAAGCCAAGGGACAGCACCCAGGCCUUGAGUUCGAGCCUUAGUACCAGAACCCUCCCCCCCCCCCCCAAAAGAAGUAUAUUUCCUGGAUCUUUGGGCCAAGGAGGAAAUGACGUUUUCUUAACCAGGCCACGCUGCUGCAUGCCAGGGUACAGGGCUGCUGGGGACUCCAUUUUUAUCACAGGACUUGAUUUCUUUGUAGCCCCGAGGACCAGGGGAGGCGGCAAGGAGAGGAAGCAUUCUUUGCCGCUUUGCUUGUUUUCACGUGUCUUUGCCCAGUGCAUUUUGGGCUCAUGGAUCCUUUGUUAGCUCACGAAUCAUUGAUCAACCCAGAACCUCCUGAUUUCUCCUCUGGAUCAUGUGGGAUGCUCAGCGGGCACCUGGCAGACGUCAGCAGGUGCCAUGAGCAGAUGCACUAACGUGUAGGACAGUGCUAUGGCAGGGCCACGCUGAUUGCCUGACCAGCAUUGGAUAAGAGCUGCUCCAAGCGGGGCCACCAUGAGAUUUAUCAUCUGUUGCCCCCUGGGCCCAGUGACCUGCCCCACCUAGGCAAGGAGCCAGGCUGGGGGAUUGAUCACUUGACACUGUGACUUGACGGAGGAGCCCUGGAUUUGAAGCAACAGGGAAAGGACAUGGAAUGGGGGUGGGGGGAGUGGGGUGUUGGGAGCUGGACGCGGCCUUGAUUGGGAAAGUGGAGGAACCCCACUGGUGUGCUGGAGGCCAGGGUGGAUGGAAGCCACAGUCCCCAUCUGCUGGCGGAAGAGGACUCGAGCCUGUAGCCCAAGCCCAGGAGUUCCCCUCAGAAGCAGAGCUGAGUCUCUUUAACCUCCUCACCUCCUGGGAGAGGCGACUACUUCCUCCAGGACCCCAGCAUACCAGGAAGCACAUUUCUAAGGAAGGACUGGCAAGCUGCUCUUUUGCUGGGAUGAGAAGGAAGGAAUUCAUUGAGUAGCACCGAGGGAGGAAAGUCCAGUGACCCCUGCAAGCUGACAGAAGGCAGAUUGCUUCCUGAAUUGGAUUUUUUUUUUUAAAUCAGUUGUAGGGGUGAGCUCAGGGCCUGGGUGCUGUUCCUGAGCUCUUUUUGCUCUAG